This is a messenger RNA of Perkinsus marinus ATCC 50983, 954 nucleotides long. RefSeq lists its product as hypothetical. Gene Ontology annotation, cellular component: kinesin II complex; axoneme; ciliary transition zone. Gene Ontology annotation, molecular function: kinesin binding. Bases 1 to 954 code for a protein of 317 amino acids. NCBI's taxonomy places the organism in Eukaryota, Perkinsozoa, Perkinsida, Perkinsidae. The record is from RefSeq and is a predicted model, not a curated record. Gene Ontology annotation, biological process: cilium organization; microtubule-based movement. The transcript has 10 exons.
AUGCAGGUACAUAGGGCUAUCAAGUACAGCGAUGCCCUUGUGUUGAAGGUAAUGCGAAAUGCGAGCAGUCAUGGAAGGGAUCUGCAGGAGCUUUUCUGUGAAGUGAUGAGCAAUUCUGCGUUAUCGCACUGGACGGUUGAGCUUGUUCGUAUGGCUCGUCGCUGCAGUAACGGUAAGAGUAGUGGACAAGACAGGAGGGACGGAGGGGCAGAUGUAUUGGGGUUACUAGCCAACUUCACAACACCUGGUACGGGGAUAGACUGGGCAGAGCUCUGCUCGAUAGAUGACAAUGGCUUCCUGUUGGACCUCUUGACAGAUCAGCUCAUGCCGGGCUUCACGGGGGAUGAUGUCCUCCUAGAGAGUGUCAUGGUCGUUGGAGUGAUAGCCUCCUGUCCGGACCCCGAGGUGGGGGGACGACUAUGUGAUAACCCACUACUGAUAAGGCGCCUUAUAGACUUGCUCACCGCUAAGCAGGAGGACGAUGAUAUUGUUCUACAAUUGCUUUGGACAUUUUCUAUGCUGUUGACGAAUUCUGAGGUUUCCGAGAUGGUCCUCGAAACUGAAGAUGGUCAAGUAGUGCACUAUAUGCUCGAGUUGGUGCACGAUACUAACCCUAUGAUAGCGAGGCAGGCAUCGAUAGCUCUAGGCAUUGUAGCUGAGUUGGAGAUGAAACGAAUGAAGCGGACUUGUCCUGAAGAUGUUCGUGCGGCCAGCAGCUUGUUUGGCAAGGUUCGACAAGCGCGCUUUGAGGCGCAUAAUCAGAGGUGGAUGGCCGAGACUGAUGGUGGUGGUGAAGAGUCCGCUGACAGUGGAACUCAUUAUUCUGGAGAGGGAGUCUUGGCUGGAAGCGACGAAAGGGAUAUGUAUUUCAUGCGCCACAACUUGGCCUUCGCGGAUGCUUUGAGUGAUCGUCACUACAAUUCGUGGGGGAGGGGGACGCUGAAGGACCUUUGA